UCUAGUGAGAGGAAAACAAAGUGUCGCCGUCACUUGAGUCAGCACUAAAACCCUCAGUGGACUACAAUGUCGUCUCCUCCUCAGCCGCAAUCAAUGGAGUCGCUAAUCCUCCAGCUCCACGAUAUCGCCGCCGUCAAAUUCGGCAAUUUCAAGCUCAAGUCCGGCAUCUCCUCCCCAAUCUACAUCGACCUCCGCCUCAUCGUCUCCUACCCUUCCCUCCUCACCCAAAUCUCCCGCACAAUCGCCGCCACCGUCCCUUCCUCCGCCCACUACGACGUCAUCUGCGGCGUCCCCUACACCGCUCUCCCCAUCGCCACCUGCAUCUCCGUCUCCUCCAAUGUCCCCAUGCUCAUGCGCCGCAAGGAGGUCAAGGCCUACGGCACCGCCAAGGCCAUCGAGGGGGCUUUCCAGGAAAAUCAACUCUGCCUCAUUGUUGAGGAUCUCGUCACUAGCGGCGCCUCCGUCCUUGAGACCGCCGCGCCGCUCCGUGCCGUCGGCCUUAAAGUCACUGACGCCGUCGUCAUGAUUGAUAGAGAGCAAGGGGGCAGGGAAAAUUUGGCACAAAAUGGAAUCACCCUUCAUUCAAUGGUGAAGCUGACUGAAAUGGUGAGGAUAUUGAAGGAGAAAGGGAGAGUGUCAGAGGAGACAGAAAAUAUGGUCAUUAAGUUCCUGGAGGAAAAUCGUCAAGUGUCGGUUCCUACACCAGUUGUAGCUGACACAAAGUUGACACUCAGAGCUCCAUUUGAAGAGAGGGCAAAGUUGGCAAAGAAUCCUACAGGGAGGAAGUUGUUUGAGAUUAUGAAGACGAAAGAAUCUAACUUGUGCUUGGCUGCUGAUGUUGCUACUGCUGCUGAGUUGCUUGAUAUUGCAGACAAGGUUGGACCUGAGAUCUGCAUGUUAAAAACCCAUGUUGAUAUAUUACCUGAUUUCACACCUGAUUUUGGAUCUAAACUUCGCUUGCUCGCAGACAAACAUAACUUCUUGAUCUUUGAAGAUCGCAAGUUUGCUGACAUUGGUAACACAGUCACCAUGCAGUACGAAAGUGGUGUCUUCCGUAUACUGGACUGGGCAGAUAUAGUAAAUGCUCAUAUAAUUUCUGGGCCAGCUAUCGUGGAUGGCUUAAAAUUAAAGGGUUUACCUAAAGGCAGAGGCCUGUUACUGUUGGCUGAAAUGAGUUCCGCUGGUAACCUAGCAAAGGGUGAUUACACAGCUGCGGCUGUUAAAAUUGCUGAAGAUCAUCCGGAUUUUGUUAUUGGCUUCAUAUCCGUCAAUCCAGCAGCAUGGACUGGUGGGCCAGGAAAUCCAGCUCUCAUCCAUGCAACCCCUGGAGUUCAAUUGGUGAAAGGUGGCGAUGCCUUGGGUCAACAAUACAACACUCCACACUCUGCCAUUUCGGAAAGAGGCAGCGAUGUGAUCAUUGUGGGACGUGGAAUUAUAAAGGCUGCAAACCCCGCGGAAGCAGCUAGGGAAUACCGGCUUCAAGGAUGGGACGCAUACUUGGUAAAAUGCAAGUAGUAAUGCUUCUACUUUUCUCGUCUAAUGUCUUUCGCCGUGGUAUGAAUUUUGAGUUGGCAUUUCAAACAUUGAGAAUAAAAAUGUUGUGUUGGUUUGUAUU
Molecule: messenger RNA, 1615 nt
Organism: Salvia hispanica
Lineage: Eukaryota; Viridiplantae; Streptophyta; Magnoliopsida; Lamiales; Lamiaceae
Product: uridine 5'-monophosphate synthase
Biological process (GO): 'de novo' pyrimidine nucleobase biosynthetic process; 'de novo' UMP biosynthetic process
Molecular function (GO): orotate phosphoribosyltransferase activity; orotidine-5'-phosphate decarboxylase activity
Source: RefSeq, a predicted model, not a curated record